Messenger RNA from Mya arenaria, 708 nucleotides. RefSeq lists its product as uncharacterized. Lineage: Eukaryota; Metazoa; Mollusca; Bivalvia; Myida; Myidae. Bases 1 to 708 code for a protein of 235 amino acids. The record is from RefSeq and is a predicted model, not a curated record. The transcript has a single exon.
AUGUCUGCUACUGCUGGUAGUCAAGCUGCUCGUACCCGUGCCGCUACUAUAGCUAUGUCUGCUACUGCUGGUAGUCGAGCUGCUCGUACCCGUGCCGCUGCUAGAGCUAUGUCUGCUACUGCUGGUAGUCGAGCUGCUCGUUCCCGUGCCGCUGCUAUAGCUAUGUCUGCUACUGCUGGUAGUCGAGCUGCUCGUACCCGUGCCGCUGAUAGAGCUAUGUCUGCUACUGCUGGUAGUCGAGCUGCUCGUACCCGUGCCGCUGCUAUAGCUAUGGCUGCUACUGCUGGUAGUCGAGCUGCUCCUACCCGUGCCGCUGCUAGAGCUAUGUCUGCUACUGCUGGUAGUCGAGCUGCUCCUACCCGUGCCGCUGCUAUAGCUAUGUCUGCUACUGCUGGUAGUCGAGCUGCUCGUACCCGUGUCGCUACUAUAGCUAUGUCUGCUACUGCUGGUAGUCGAGCUGCUCCUACCCGUGCCGCUGCUAGAGCUAUGUCUGCUACUGCUGGUAGUCGAGCUGCUCCUACCCGUGCCGCUUCUAGAGCUAUUUCAGCUACUGCUGGUAGUCGAGCUGCUCCUACCCGUGCCGCUACUAGAGCUAUUUCUGCUACUGCUAGUAGUCGAGCUGCUCCUACCCGUGUCGCUGCUAGAACUGAUUCUGCUACUGCUGGUAGUCAAGCUGCUCCUAGCCGUGCCGCUGCUAGAGCUAUUUAA